This is a messenger RNA of Helianthus annuus (common sunflower), 3370 nucleotides long. RefSeq names its product cellulose synthase A catalytic subunit 1 [UDP-forming]. Gene Ontology annotation, biological process: cellulose biosynthetic process; plant-type primary cell wall biogenesis. Bases 74 to 3346 code for a protein of 1090 amino acids. The transcript is spliced from 14 exons. Lineage: Eukaryota; Viridiplantae; Streptophyta; Magnoliopsida; Asterales; Asteraceae. The record is from RefSeq and is a predicted model, not a curated record. Gene Ontology annotation, cellular component: trans-Golgi network; plasma membrane. Gene Ontology annotation, molecular function: cellulose synthase (UDP-forming) activity.
CCAACUGAUUCUUUCAAGAAAAAGUUUAUCUGGGGUGGGGGGUUCUUCUUUAUGAAUCCGAAGAAGAUAAGAUAUGCAGGCAAACGCAGGAUUGGUGGCUGGAUCUCAUAAAAGGAAUGAGUUGGUUAGAAUAACACAUGAUUCUGAUUUUGGAGGGCCAGGGCCUAAGCCUUUGAACAAUUUAAAUGGGCAAAUCUGUCAAAUAUGUGGUGACACACUUGGCCUCACUGAAAAUGGCGACAUUUUUGUUGCUUGCAACGAGUGUGCUUUUCCGGUCUGUAGACCUUGCUAUGACUAUGAAAGAAGAGAUGGAAAUCAAGCUUGCCCUCAAUGCAAGACUCGAUAUAAAAGACACAAAGGCAGCCCACGUGUUGAUGGUGAUGAAGAUGAGGAUGAUGUUGACGACUUGGAAAAUGAGUUUGAUUAUGUUCAAGGAAAUGGAAAAACAAGACACCAAUGGCAACAAGAAGACUCUGAAUUUUCCUCAUCUUCUAGAAGACAUGAAUCUCAGCAACCGAUUCCCCGUCUCACUAACGGCCAAGAAGUAUCUGGUGAAAUUCCAAGUGCGACACCGGACAAUCUAUCUGUAACAAGCACAUCGGGCCCGUUAGGGCCCGGUGGCAAACCUGUACACUCACUUCCAUAUAUAGAUCCAAGACAACCAGUUCCCGUAAGAAUCGUAAAGGAUUUGAAUAGUUACGGGCUUGGAAAUGUGGACUGGAAAGAAAGGGUUGAAGGAUGGAAACUAAAACAAGAGAAGAAUAUAAAUCAAAUGACAAAUAGGUACAGUGGUGAAGGAAGAGGUGGCGGUGGUGAAAUUGAAGGCACGGGAUCCAAUGGAGAAGAAUUACAAGUGGUUGACGAUCCUGGCCAAUCAAUGAGCCGCGUGGUGCCCAUUUCAUCUUCUCAUUUAACCCCAUAUCGGAUCGUGAUUAUACUACGGCUAAUUAUUUUGGGCUUCUUUCUGCAAUACCGUGUCACUCAUCCGGUUAAUGAUGCUUAUCCAUUGUGGCUUGUUUCCGUCAUUUGUGAGGUGUGGUUUGCCUUAUCUUGGCUUCUUGAUCAAUUUCCGAAAUGGUCCCCCGUUGAACGCCAGACCUAUCUUGACAGGCUCGCAUUGAGGUAUGAUAGGGACGGCGAGCCAUCACAAUUGGCACCAAUAGACGUUUUUGUGAGUACAGUGGACCCGUUAAAAGAACCGCCCCUGAUCACUGCUAAUACCGUUUUAUCGAUUCUUUCAGUUGAAUAUCCUGUUGACAAAGUCUCAUGUUAUGUAUCUGAUGAUGGUUCUGCAAUGCUUACGUUUGAGUCGCUUUCAGAAACAGCUGAAUUCGCUAGAAAGUGGGUCCCUUUUUGUAAAAAACAUAGCAUCGAACCCCGAGCCCCCGAGUUUUAUUUUGCUCAAAAGAUAGAUUACCUCAAGGACAAGAUUCAGCCUUCUUUCGUUAAAGAACGUCGAGCAAUGAAGAGAGAAUACGAAGAAUUUAAAGUGCGGAUCAAUGCGCUUGUAGCAAAAGCCCAAAAGACGCCUGAAGAAGGUUGGACAAUGCAAGAUGGAACUCCAUGGCCCGGAAAUAACCCCCGAGAUCAUCCAGGAAUGAUCCAGGUGUUCUUGGGGCACAACGGAGGUGUCGAUACAGAUGGAAACGAGCUACCUCGUUUGGUUUAUGUUUCUCGUGAAAAACGUCCGGGCUUCCAACAUCACAAGAAAGCCGGUGCCAUGAACGCUUUGAUUCGGGUUUCAGCAGUCUUGACAAACGGUGCAUAUCUUUUGAAUGUCGAUUGUGAUCACUACUUUAAUAACAGCAAAGCUCUUAAAGAAGCCAUGUGUUUCAUGAUGGACCCCGCUUAUGGAAAGAAAACAUGUUACGUUCAGUUCCCUCAAAGAUUCGAUGGUAUCGAUUUGCACGAUCGAUAUGCUAAUCGCAAUAUCGUUUUCUUUGAUAUCAACUUGAAAGGGCUGGACGGUAUUCAGGGUCCAGUUUACGUGGGGACGGGUUGUUGUUUCAAUCGACAAGCUCUUUACGGAUACGAUCCCGUCUUAACAGAGGCCGAUUUAGAACCAAACAUGAUAAUCAAAAGCUGUUGCGGUUCACGAAAAAAGUCUAGAAAUAUUAACAAAAAAUACAUGGAUAAAAAUAGAGCAAUGAGAAGAACCGAAUCAACCACUCCAAUGUUUAACAUGGAUGAUAUCGAUGAAGGCGUUGAAGGAUAUGAUGAAGAACGAUCUUUACUCAUGUCUCAAAAAAGCUUAGAGAAACGGUUCGGUCAGUCUCCUGUCUUUGUUGCUGCAACGUUUAUGGAAAUGGGGGGACUUCCGCCUUCUACAGAUCCUGCUAUUCUUCUAAAGGAAGCUAUACACGUUAUUAGUUGUGGUUACGAAGAUAAAACCGAGUGGGGCAAAGAUAUUGGAUGGAUUUACGGGUCUGUGACGGAAGAUAUUUUAACGGGGUUCAAGAUGCAUGCACGGGGAUGGAUAUCGAUAUACUGCAUGCCCCCACGUCCUGCUUUCAAGGGUUCAGCUCCAAUUAAUCUUUCAGAUCGUCUGAACCAGGUCCUCAGGUGGGCUUUGGGUUCAAUUGAGAUCUUGCUGAGCAGGCAUUGUCCGAUCUGGUAUGGGUAUAAUGGUAAAUUGAAACUAUUGGAACGGCUUGCUUACAUAAAUACCAUCGUCUAUCCUCUCACGUCACUUCCACUGCUUGCUUACUGUAUACUUCCUGCCGUCUGCCUUCUCACUGGAAAGUUUAUUAUUCCUGAGAUAAGCAACUAUGCUAGUAUGUGGUUUAUUCUUCUCUUUAUCUCCAUUUUCGCCACCGGAAUUUUGGAGCUCCGGUGGAGUGGCGUGAGCAUCGAAGACUGGUGGAGAAACGAACAAUUUUGGGUCAUCGGUGGGACUUCCGCUCAUCUCUUUGCCGUCUUUCAAGGUCUCCUCAAAGUUCUCGCCGGAAUCGACACCAAUUUCACCGUCACAUCCAAAGCCAAUGACGAAGACGGUGAUUUUGCCGAACUAUACAUCUUCAAAUGGACUUCCCUCCUCAUCCCGCCCACCACCGUUCUCAUCGUCAACUUAGUCGGCAUCGUUUCCGGCGUUUCAUCUGCAAUCAACAGCGGUUACCAGUCGUGGGGCCCUUUGUUCGGGAAACUGUUUUUUGCGAUAUGGGUGAUCGUUCAUUUGUACCCGUUUCUUAAAGGUUUGUUGGGUCGCCAAAACCGAACCCCCACCAUUGUUAUUGUAUGGUCGAUUCUACUGGCUUCCAUUUUCUCCCUUUUGUGGGUCCGAAUUGACCCGUUUACGUCGGACGAUAAGCUUGAUUCUAUUAGAGGCCAAUGUGGGAUCGAUUGUUAAACUUAAACAUGAAUUAGUUCCCCU